Xyrauchen texanus (razorback sucker) is the source of this 3671-nucleotide messenger RNA. RefSeq names its product photoreceptor cilium actin regulator-like. NCBI's taxonomy places the organism in Eukaryota, Metazoa, Chordata, Actinopteri, Cypriniformes, Catostomidae. The record is from RefSeq and is a predicted model, not a curated record.
AUGGGCUGCUCUCCAUCACGGGGAAACAAUUUCAAUGCAGCACAGGGACUAUUAAGAAGAGGGAGAACUCUACUACCAGUAACCCAAGAAAGCCCAGGAGAAUCACAGUCUGAUGAUGGGGGAAGUAGAGGAUCUGGAGGAGGGGAAAAAGAUAAAGACAACUCAACAGCUUGGAACAACACAAGUUCCACUUUGUUAGGGAGGAAAUUCUCUACAGGUGAGCAAGAAACUGCUGGGGUUGCUUCUGCCAAACUUGGUACACAAGAGAUUACCAUCAAUAUAUUAUCUAAAGAGAGGGAAAGACAAGAAGAAAAACAAGAGGCUUGUGAGAAAAAGGCUGUGAAAAAGUCUAAGAAAGGUUUAACAAAACUGAACAAGAAGAAAGGCAAGGAAAGAUGUUGUAUUGAAGAAAAAGUAGACUUUCCAGAUCCACUGGUGAAAGCUCAUCAAGCAGCGUAUGCAUAUCUCAAUCCCAGUAUAAAUACAUAUGAAGACCUGUUAGAGAUACUUGAUCAUGCAGCUCAGACCCAAAUCUCCUUGCAUCCCAUGUUGGCGUUCUUGGUCCUACGCUAUGAAGAGAUAAAUAAAGGGCUGCAGGAAAUAGUAGAAGAGGGAGAGAAGAUGUUAAAAGAAAAUGGACAAAAUCUGGCUUGGCCUUGCCAAAAAAAUAAAUUAUCUUCACCCAGCUCAGCAAAAAAUUUAACAUCUUCCAUCUCAAAUGAGCCCCCACCAGACCUGCUACAACAACUCCUCCAGUACACUGUCCAGAGGAUGCGGCAAGUGGGUCAAUUGGUUUGUGGAAUCGAUGAUACUGCACUUGAGGAGGCUGUAGAUUAUAUUUCCUCCAUUUCUGAAAUUCUUGAAAAGAAGCUCAGGACAAAGCGUGCAUCAGAGUGUAGAUUAAUGCAGUUGCUGUCUCAGAUUGAGGCUGCCUCACUGAGAAAGUCUGGUCCAGAAGACUCUGUGCUGUUUAGUGAAGACAGUGGUAUUGGUGCAGAAAUUGAAUCACUGGUAGGUUCAGACAGACGACACCAGCACAGAGAAUGUUCUGAGUCAACUGGAACCAUUUGUGCUACGGCAUGUAGCCCCUCUGGUUUUAUACCAGUUGACCAAGCCUCAUACAGAGGCCGACUUCUCAGAACAAUAAGCAACAGCAGCUCUCUUAACUCUAUAGACUCAAUUUGCACUAUUACAGCAAAGGAAAAUAGGGAUAUGGAAUCACUGCUUAGCUCUGUCUCCUUGGAUGAAGGUGAAGGGGAGGAUGCGGAGGAUGGAAGAAAAGAUGAAAAAUGUAAGGAUAAAUGGAGAACACAAUCAAACCCUUCUACUCCAGACCUUAGACAGCAACCACAUUGCCUGCUAACAAAGCGCAUAGAGAAUCCACAAAAUGUAGAAAUGACUUUAAAGUUGAAAGAUGCCAUCAGUGGCCGGGGUAAGUUUUUGCCAUCCCAAAGCUCUGGAGUAAAGACAAAACAGACUGAGAGCUCAAAGGGCUGUAGUCACCAGUGGACUGAGGAUAUUGAGAAAAGUUCUAGAAGACCACAAACAGCUGCCACAAGAAUGCCAAAGAAAAAGAUCACAGUUACUAAAGAGAGCCGAUCAAGAUCAGCAGAUUAUCUGCGUAGCAAAUCAGAAGAUCCUACACUCAUCGAACUUGAGAGAACUCAAAAAGAACUGAACCAAAGGUUGGAGAGGAUGACCAAGGUUAAGUGUGAAGGACAUACAAAGCAAGAUUCAUCCAAGCAAAUCCAACAGCAGCCAACACAAGCCAUUUCAUUUGUAGACACCAACAGGCAGCGUUCUUUGAACAUAAACAUUUUUUCUCUGAAUAAUCAAAGAAAGGUAAGCAAUGCAAAAGUAUAUUUAGGGGAACAAGGGGAUGUUAAGGAAGAAAUUGAUGAAGAAAAGAAAAAGGAUAAAGAGAAGAAAAAAGAAAAUGGAAAAGACAAAGACAAGAAAGUUCUUAAGGGGCCUGUUAAGGCAGCACCUACACCAAGCCCACCAACAUCACCCCGCCAAUCCUCAGGGUUUUGUAGGGGGAGGAAUUCUGUUAAAAAAUUGAUUGACUCCUUCAGUCUGGGUGUGGAGGAAAGUAAACAGAUGACAGAGAGUGCAAAAGUUCUUGGACCUCUUAAAAGUGUUAGAAAAUGUGGUGUUCCCAUCAUUCCAGGUUUAGGUACCUCUAGCACAAUAGUAUUCAAUGUCAAUAAUUUUGUUAGUGGUCGAGGGGAGUCACAAUGCUCUGAAAGGACAGAAGAUCUUGACAUUGACAAUUUACCACCCCCUCCGCUUGAGGUUCUCAUGGACAAUUCCUUUGAAAACAUACAAACAAAGGACACAGAGGAAAAUAAUACAAGCAGGGGCCGAUCCACUCUGCCAAAAAGGACAGCAAUGUCUCAGAGGCUACGAGCCUCUUUGCAGUCUGUAUCAGUGCUACCUAGUAGGGGAAAUUUGCAUAAGGGCUCAGUCAGCAUGUCACCAGCCCGUUCCUUACACCAGGAUACCAGAAGACUUAGGAAGGGUGGUCCCCAUGAUUCCAGUCACAAAAUAGACACAGAAAACGAGAAGGCUGCCUCCCUCUACAAACAAGCCAGAAAAAUUAUUCACUUGAGACAUUCUUCUAACUCUCCAACAGAGAAACGAACAGUUGAGCAGGACCAAAGUAACCUUUCUUCCUGCUCAAGUGAUGUAGAGGUUAAACAGGAGAACAGUACCAAUGAAACAGAAUCAAACAGUGCCUCUAGGUACCAAACACCUGCCACUCCACCUGUAUCAAGAACUCGCAUGUUACCGUCCACACCAUUGUUACAUCGGAGCCUCCCUAGCCCUCCAGUAUUUAAAAGUGAACCCACUUCUUCAACUUCAUCUAGUCCCCCUGUUGUUCGGAAACUCCCCACACCUCCUUCUGCUGGCCAGCGGAUAAUGCCAAGCACUUCUGCCUUGCAGCAAGACCACACCCUCACCUACCCCUUCAAGGCACCAUCACCUCCCACUUCUCCAAAAGUGCUUCAAUGCACUCGAGGCAAUAGUAGUGAAGAAUCUACCUCGAGAAUAUUUAGCAAUGCUAGAUCAGUGUUUUGUCGUGACUCAUCAUCAUUAUUUGAGGCUCAGUCUGUUCCCACACCUAAGCCCCCUCAGGCAUGGGCCUGCACCGGUGUUCUACCUCGUCCCUGGGGUGAGCAUAGUAGGCUAGUGUCUGCACGAGGACCCCAGCAAUUAAUUCGCCGCAGCCAGUCAGACAGAAGGCCCAGUCUAAGACAGCCACCUAGGGCGCCAGUCCUCUCUGUGGCAGAAACAUGUGGGAGUGAGCCAGCAAUAAGCAACCAUCGGUUGGAAGAUGGUCCAAUCAGAGAAGACAAGCCAUGGAGUGAGCAAACAGAACUCUGGAGUGCAGUACGCUCUGCCUCACACCCAGACUUGUGCAUUGUGGGUCAUGGUUUACAGCGCGAAUGAGAGAAAUGAGGAAGGAGCAAGUUGGAUUAUGGAUUAGCAAACCUUUGGUGGGAUUAAAACCUUUGUAUUUUUCUUUCUGGGAAGUGAACAUAGCUAUUUCUCUUAAGACUUUUUGUAAACUUUAACUGAAUAGGCUAAUUUAAAAAAUGUGUGUGUGUGUGUGUGUGUGUGUGUGUGUGUUAUUUGAUUUGAUGUUAUAAUUUGUUAAAAAAAUGUUU